Sinocyclocheilus grahami is the source of this 1329-nucleotide messenger RNA. RefSeq names its product choline-phosphate cytidylyltransferase A-like. Gene Ontology annotation, cellular component: endoplasmic reticulum. NCBI's taxonomy places the organism in Eukaryota, Metazoa, Chordata, Actinopteri, Cypriniformes, Cyprinidae. Gene Ontology annotation, molecular function: phosphatidylcholine binding; choline-phosphate cytidylyltransferase activity. Bases 34 to 1158 code for a protein of 374 amino acids. Gene Ontology annotation, biological process: CDP-choline pathway. The record is from RefSeq and is a predicted model, not a curated record. The transcript has 10 exons.
GCACUACAAACCAAGGCUUUUCACAGAGCCUGAAUGGAGGCCCACGGUUCAGCCCGAUUGUCCAGGAAGAGAAAGAGAGAAGGUUCAAAUGGAGAGGCAGAGGAGGGCGAGAAACUGCUGAAGAUAAAACGAUACACAGUGGGUCUGAAAUACCCGGCUCCGUAUGCAGAUCAGCUUGAGUCAAUGGAAGAUAAGUCAUAUCAGCGCGUCACCAUGGAGGAAGCUCGCAAAGGCACGCCACCUGACAGACCUGUGCGGGUGUACGCUGAUGGCAUCUUCGACAUGUUCCACUCAGGACAUGCCCGCGCUCUCAUGCAGGCUAAAUGCCUUUUCCCAAACACUCAUCUAAUUGUAGGUGUGUGUAGUGAUGACCUAACACACAAGUUAAAGGGCUUCACGGUCAUGAACGAAGAUGAACGCUAUGACGCUGUUAGUCACUGUCGCUAUGUGGACGAGGUGGUCCGGAAUGCUCCGUGGACUCUCACGCCCGAGUUCCUCACCAAGCAUCGGAUUGACUUUGUGGCCCAUGAUGAUAUCCCAUACUGCUCAGCUGACAGUGAUGAUGUUUACAAGCACAUCAAAGAAGCAGGAAUGUUUGCACCAACCCAACGCACAGAGGGCAUUUCCACCUCUGACAUCAUUACACGCAUUGUACGAGAUUAUGACGUCUACGUCAGACGGAAUCUUCAGCGUGGCUACACUGCAAAAGAGCUAAACGUCAGCUUCAUCAAUGAAAAGAAGUACCACCUUCAGGAGCGUGUGGACAAGGUGAAGAAGAAGGUGAAGGACGUGGAGGAGAAGAGUAAAGAAUUUGUGCAGAAGGUGGAGGAGAAGAGCAUCGACCUGAUCCAGAAAUGGGAAGAGAAGUCCCGCGAGUUCAUCGGCAACUUCCUGCAGAUGUUUGGACCUGAGGGGGCAUUGAAGCACAUGCUGAAGGAGGGUAAAGGGCGAAUGCUUCAGGCCAUCAGUCCACGGCACAGUCCCAGCAGCAGUCCCACACGUGAGCGUUCCCCGUCUCCAUCCUUCCGUCUGCCCUUCUUCACCAAAACCUCCCCGCCCUCCUCGCCCUCGUCACAUCACAGCAGCGCCCUGUCUGGCUACACCUACACCGCCUGCGGACAGGCCAUCAGCGAAGAUGAUGAGGACAACGAAGAUUAGAGUGUCACAGCACACCACACAUCUGUCUUCCAAUACCGGCAAUCCAACCUCAGAAACGAAACAAUCCUUUAACGACCCAUCGGUUUCGUUCUCUGUAUUAUGAAGGGUUAAAAUUUAGUUUUUAAAGGGUUAGUUCACCCAAAAAUGAAAGUUCUGUCAUUAAUUACUCGU